Molecule: messenger RNA, 918 nt
Organism: Tremella mesenterica DSM 1558
Lineage: Eukaryota; Fungi; Basidiomycota; Tremellomycetes; Tremellales; Tremellaceae
Exons: 3
Coding region: 1-918 (305 amino acids)
Biological process (GO): 'de novo' UMP biosynthetic process; 'de novo' pyrimidine nucleobase biosynthetic process
Cellular component (GO): cytosol
Molecular function (GO): orotidine-5'-phosphate decarboxylase activity
Source: RefSeq, a predicted model, not a curated record
AUGACGGGAAAAAUGCAUCCGACAACAAUCAAAACAUACGCCGAAAGAGCCAAAUUACAUCCUAAUCCCACAGCUAGGAGAUUGUUGGAGAUUAUGGAAAGGAAGAAAAGUAAUUUGGCUGUUAGUGUGGAUGUUACUACGGUGAAAGAAGUAUUGGAUAUCGUACGUUCCGUAGGUACAAAAGUAUGUUGUGUCAAGAUGAAGACACAUUGUGAUAUCAUACAAGAUUUUACAUUGGAUUUCGCCAAAGAAUUAGUCAGGUUAUCUCAACAAAUGGAUUUUAUAAUCUUUGAAGAUCGUAAAUUUGCCGAUAUAGGUAACACAGUCACACUUCAAUAUUCCGCAGGAUUACAUCGUAUUUCUUCCUGGGCAGAUCUCACAAACGCUCAUCCACUACCGGGACCGGGUAUCAUUUCCGGUCUUUCUUCCGUCGGUCAACCUCUAGGUCGAGGUCUUCUUUUGUUAGCCGAAAUGAGUAGUAAAGGUAAUCUAGCAACUGGACAAUAUACAACCGAAGCUGUUCAAAUGGCACGUCAAGCUGGCAGAGGUUUCGUAGUUGGAUUCAUCGCUAUGAACAGGGUAGAUAUUCCUUCUCCCGUAUCAAAAAUACAAAAAGUCAAUGGAAUGGUCAACGGACAUGGACAUGGAAAUGUGAAUGUCAAUGGAAAUGGGAAUGGAUAUGGAGGAGAUAAAGAAAUGGAAGAUUAUUUAAUCUUAACUCCAGGUGUACAAUUAUCAAAAGGUGGUGAUACUUUGGGACAACAAUACAGAACACCACAUCAAGUUAUUUUUGAUUCUGGUUGCGAUGUCAUCAUUGUCGGAAGAGGGAUUUACGCUGUUAAAGGGAAAGAAGCUGAAGUAGCGGAAGAAUAUAGAAAAGCCGCUUGGGAAGCAUAUGAAAGACGUUUGAGGUGUUAA